CCAUGACGACGCUCAAGAUCUCGUGGAAGGAGAAGCAGGACAUGCGCCGCGUGCAGGUGGCCGCCGUGCACCAGGCGCUGGCGGCCCGGGACGGCCGCGCGCCGGCCGGCCGCAGCGAGCUGAGCUUCCGCGAGCUGCGCGACUACGUGCUGCUGGUGUUCCCGGAGCUCGCGCAGCUCCAUGGUGCACGUGCUGCCCGGCGACGCCGAGGAGAUGAUGCUCAGCCAGCAGAAGAAGAAGAUGUCGGACCUGUUCGUGGACCUGGGCAAGGUCGUGGAGAAGUGGGACGCUAGUAGUGAGCACCAGACGCUCAAGAAGGACCUGGUGUCGCUGCUGCACGAGCCCGGCUGCCAGGAGGCGCUCAUGGAGAUCAUGGCCAAUGCCAAGUUUGCGACGCUGUUCCAGACCGUGACGGAGGAGUUCCAGAAGAACGGCAACUUCAUGGAGUGUCUGGUGGCUGUGGCCGGCACUGGAGACUUGGAGGGGGUGGCCAAGAUCCUGCUGGCCAAGUGCCCCAACGCCCGCGUGCAGGUGGAGCGGGUGCUGCAGCAAGUGCAGUACAGCCACAACGCGCAGCUCAUGUCGGCCAGUGACUACUUCGAGGCCAUCAACAUUGAAGAGACCAAACAGGACCUGGGCCCGGUUGUGGCCGUGUUCGAGGGCGACGUCACCUGCCCCGACGGCACGGUGCUGGCCCCCGGAGAGCCGUUUGACAAGGUGUGGAAGCUCCGCAAUGGCGGCCCCAACAAGUGGCCUAUCGGUGCGGAACUCUUGUGCGUGGGCGGUGACAAGAUGCAAGCCCCUGAAAGCGUGCUGAUCCCGUCGGUGCUGCCUGGCAAGUCUAUUGACGUGUCGCUUCGCAUGGUGGCCCCGGCAAAGCCCGGCCGGUACACUGGAUACUGGCGCCUGAGCACUCCCGACGGCAACCGCUUCGGCCAGCGUCUCUGGGUCGACAUCAACGUGAUGGAGCCGAAAGAGCCAGCAACCGUCGCCGUUGAGACGAAGGAGGUUCGUGUCGACGCCCCCGCUGCGGUCGUCUCGACGGCUGGCGCAUCGGUGAACGUUCCGGCGCCCGCUGCUGUGUUGACGAACAACGAUGAGGAGCUCCGGUGGACGAACCAGCUUCAGGCCUUGGCCGACAUGGGAUUCACGGACAUGGAUCGCAACGUGGCUCUGCUGACUCAACACAACGGCGACAUGGACGCCGUCAUUACGGGACUUUUGAGUUCUGUCUAAGUGAGGGAGGUUGAUCCCUUUGACCCCUUUACCCACCUUUGCCGGCGAACGAACU
Phytophthora sojae is the source of this 1291-nucleotide messenger RNA. RefSeq lists its product as hypothetical. Lineage: Eukaryota; Oomycota; Peronosporomycetes; Peronosporales; Peronosporaceae. The transcript is spliced from 3 exons. Gene Ontology annotation, molecular function: protein binding. The coding region runs from base 181 to 1236 and encodes 351 amino acids. The record is from RefSeq and is a predicted model, not a curated record.